AUUAGACCUAACAGUUCCAUUGCCCAGAUGUGAGCGUCUAUAGUGUCUUGUCUUUAUAAAUUAUUUUUUGUUUGAAUUAAUUCAUGGUUUUUGACGUUAUGUAAAUAGUUCUGUUUUUUUUUUUUGGGGAAAUUGUGAUUUUUUGAUAUUCUUGUUCCGGAAAAAUUCAUCAAAAUGACAGUUGUUACGGGAUCGACGCAAAAGAUUCAACAAGGAAAUGCCAUUUUUCAGUAUUUAGCAGCUUUAACAGGCACACUCAACAUUAUCACUAGCGGAAUGCAUUACGGAUGGCCAUCACCAUCCUUACCAAAACUUCUCAGCAAUACCUCUUCAAUCCCAACAACCGAUGACCAAGGAUCCUGGAUGGCCGUGAUGCCCCUGUUAGGAGCCCUGUUAGGCUCCCCGAUUGUAGGAGCCACAGUAGACAUAGUAGGACGCAAACGCACCAUCCUGAUAUCAUCAGCACCGUUUGUUGCCGCUUGGAUGAUGAUCGCUUUUGCUCAAUCGGUCACUGUUAUUUACGUGGCCAGGUUUAUUGCUGGAGUAGCUGAUGGUUUAAUAUUCACAUCUCUUCCAAUGUAUGUAGGCGAAAUUUCUGAAGCCAAAGUGAGAGGACUUUUGGGCUCCAGUGUUUCGGUUAUGUGGAUAUUUGGAUUAUUGCUGGUCAACGUUAUUGGUUCCUAUUUAAGUAUUACAAUGUCUGCUAUAGUUUGUGGUAUUCUACCAUUGAUUACAAUGAUAACUUUUCCAUUCAUGCCCGAAUCGCCUUAUGGUUUGUUAAUGCAUAGUAAACCAGAAGAAGCCAAGAAAAGCUUGCAGAAGCUUAGAGGAUUGCAAGAUGUUGAUAAUGAAUUAAAUCGAAUAAGCUUAGCAGUCAAAGAACAAACUGAAGCUAGUGGGAAGUUUUGGGAUUUAUUCACAAACAAAGUUAAUAGGAAGGCUGUUUUCAUUAUGAUGGUGCUUAGAGGUGCUCAGCAACUAAGUGGUACAACUGCAGUUACUUUUUAUACUCAAUCUAUUUUUAUUGAAGCAGGAGAUCAUAUAUCUUCUGAAUUAGCUAGUAUAAUUUAUUAUUCAGUUCAACUUACACUAGCAUGUUUUUGCUCAAGCAUUGUAGAUAAAGCUGGUAGAAGACCUUUACUUAUAGUCUCAAUAACUGGCUCUGCAGUAUUUCUUUGUAUGGAAGGAGUUUAUUUUUAUAUUAAAUCUUGUACUAGUAUAGAUGUAGAACCAUUUAGUAUAGUACCUGUUGUAGGAUUAAUAGGUUUUGUGAUAAUAUUUUCUUUAGGAAUGCAAACAAUACCAAUUUUGAUGUUGGGUGAAUUAUUUUCUUCAAACGUUAAAGCUUUUGCCCUAUGCUUAGCGGAUAUUUAUUUCGCAAUAAUAGCAACGGCGGUAUCGAAAUUUUUCCAAAUCAUGAAAGACAGUUUUGGAAUGUAUACACCAUUUUUUGCAUUUUCUUGCAGUUGCGCCAUAGGAUUAGUUUUAAUUGUAUUAUUUGUACCUGAAACUAAAGGACAAACUUUGGAAGAUAUCCAAACGAUUUUAAAAGGGGAUCAAGUGUUGACUAAAAAUGAAAUUCGUGAAAAUGAAGACAGUUGUUAGAAGAAAUCAUUGUGAAGCACUGCCUUAUUCAAGUAUGUAUGAUAAUUAUUGCUAUAUAUUUUUUAAAAUCACAAUGCAAGGCUGAUUUUAGUGAUCUUUCCUUAUAUUUAGUAAUUAUUUUAUAGAUUAUAGUAUUAUGAUUGAUGAAUGUAAAUAUGUGUAUGAAUGUUUAGUUUCUUUUCAGUCAUCUGAAAAAAUUUCCAUGUAUGUAUUAAUAUGAAACAUUAUUGUA
Messenger RNA from Ceutorhynchus assimilis (cabbage seed weevil), 1837 nucleotides. The record is from the annotation of a GenBank genome assembly. Lineage: Eukaryota; Metazoa; Arthropoda; Insecta; Coleoptera; Curculionidae.